UGGAGGACGGAGGGGUAACUGGCCGAUGGGUGUGGAAACCUGUGGUGUGGAUACUGGUAAUUCUGGACUGUAUAACUUCAGUGAUUGUGAUUCAGUUACAAAGUAAAUGUACACUGUAAACACGUGAUUAGUGUAUAUUCUAGUCCCUCGACUCCUUUGUGCCUUGGCGUUGUAUUGGGUAGUAUAGGUCUAUAUGACAGUUGUGCUGGAGCCCGUAAAUAUGAAAAUCAUGCACGAAAUGACUCUAUCGUAGACUUUGCAAGAUCCUAGUUCAAUGCAGAAGUACACAAGGGUAGGGGUGAUUAUCAUCCCAGGCCCUGAAGUCAGUUGAAAAAUACUCCCCCUGAGCGAAAGCUUGUAAAUGAAACGCAUUUCAGGAGGAAAUGACAGAAAUGUCCACUGAAGAAAAUGGGCGUCCAGUCACAAAUAAAAUGCCGAAUGAGAAUCAAAAGGAAAGUAAUCAAAUAGCAAGAGGAAGACCAUUGGAGAGACGGGAUAUACCAGGGAGGAAGAUCAGAUGAGUGGAAAGAAAGGCAUGAUGGGAGAAGGCCAGAUUAAUGAAGACCAGAGAGGCACAAGUGAGGAGGACCAGAUGAGUGGAAACAAGACAUUGAGUCGCAAUGGGUCUGAAAGAUGUCUGCAGCACGACCAUGGUGAUGACGGUGGCGGUCGGAAUCAUGGUAACAGUGGUUGGAGUCUUGAUCGCCACAGGGAGUCUGAUGUGCUCCGCCAGUCCUCUUCCAGUGCGAGUGUCAGCCAAGGCGUCCCACAGGGAGAGGCUGGCCGCUGCCCAUUUGCUCCUGCAGGAAUCUCCUCUGAUUGAUGGCCACAACGACCUGCCCUGGAACCUGAGGAAGUUCCUCCACAACAAACUCUACUCCUUCAAUCUCUCCUCCGACCUGACGCAGGAAAGACCUUGGAGGAACUCGCCCUUCUCCCACACAGACCUCCCACGCCUUCGCCAUGGCAAAGUGGCGGCACAGUUUUGGUCUGUGUACGUUCCUUGCCAGUCACAGUACAAAAACUCCGUUCAGCUGUUGCUGGAACAGAUCGACGUUAUCAAGAGGAUGGUUGCAGCCAGUCCCUACGAGACGACUUUAGUAACAUCAUCACGAGAGAUACUACAAGAAUUCAAGUGUGGCCGUGUUGGCAGCCUGUUGGGCGUGGAGGGCGGACAUGCCCUGGCUAGUAGCAUGGGCGUACUACGUGCCAUGUAUGACCUGGGCGUUCGAUACGUAACAUUGACACAUAAAUGUCACACUCCUUGGGCCGAGUGUUCCGAGUCUGGAGACGAAGUCCCUCCCAACGCUCCAGGACUGACGGAUUAUGGAAAGAGGAUGAUCGCGGAGAUGAACCGCGUUGGACUCAUGGUCGAUCUCUCGCAUUCUUCUCAUCAGACGGCGCUCGACGCCCUGCAGAUAAGUCGCGCCCCUGUCAUCUUCUCGCAUUCGGCGGUCAGGGCCCUCUGCGACAUUGAGAGAAAUGUUCCGGAUAAUGUGCUGACGUCUCUGGCGACAAACGGCGGUGUGGUGAUGAUCAGCUUUUACGAUGACUUCCUCACCUGUGGCGGUCCGGCGACCAUAAGUAACGUCGUAGAUCAUAUCAACCAUGUGCGGACAAUGGCAGGUGUCGACCAUGUUGGUCUCGGAGCUGGGUAUGAUGGCAUCAACAGCACUCCUAAAGGAUUAGAGGACACAUCCCGUUAUCCAGAACUCUUUGCUGAACUUUUAAAGGAUCCUUCAUGGUCCAUCCAGGACCUAAAGAAGCUAGCAGGUCUGAAUAUCCUGAGGGCAAUGGAAAAAGUUGAAGAGGUACGGGAUAGCUUGCUCUUAGAACCACCAGCAGAGGACAUCAUCCCCAUUCACGACAUCGAAACUUUGUGGCCUUGUAGGUAUAAGUUUGCAAAUCUCAACAAUAAUGAAAACAAAGCUAGUUCAUUCAUUGAUACACCCACUUCUCACUCCUUCCAAGGAAACGAGGCCUUAAACUCUUAACAUUAGCAUUGGUUAUCCUAUAGUUUGUAUACAAGAUAAUUAGUUUUUAUUCCCUGUUCUACUAUAUCUUUGUCAUUAGCUAAUUAGCUAGAUGAUCAGUAAAUUUUCCCUAACUUUUAAAGUUGCAACAGCAUAACUCAUGGGAGUAUGAUGUUUUGUUCAAACUAUAUUUUUGUGAUUAAUAUGAGAUUAUUUUUAUCUCAUAGACAUAUCUGAGAGAAAUAACAUUAUGACAAAACCAAUUUUUUUACACAAGCCUGUUGUAAUUAUUUUUAUUCACAGCUCUGAAUUUCUUAGACAUAUAUCUUAUAUCUUGAAGACAAAAACAGAAAAGCUAAAGGUGAGAACGCAAACCCUAGCUUUCACAUGGAUACUCUUUAACUGAAAGCUGGUUCAGCACUGAAGUCUGAUAAGUGUGUACUACUGUAAACUUUGUGGCAGAUGGGUAUAGGGGUGGGGGGAACCACCUACUCACUUUUUCUCACCUGGAUUUCCUUACACAUGGCAGCACUAUGCUCUUACGCUGAAUAUGGCAGUUAUGGAAGCUGAAUCUCCAAGUAUUUUUUGGUUUGAAUGGUUGCUGACUUUGCCUGUUCAUUGAGUGUUAAUGACUGCUGUAAGAAUGUAGGUGUUUAAUGUUAAUAACUGCUGUAAGACUGGAGAUGUUUAAAACUUCUAAUGGUAAGAAUGAUCAGCAGAAGUGUCCAGGUCAUAAUUGUAUGUGCUAGGUUGCCCUCAUUUUUGCUGUGCUUUUUGCAGAGGUCAGGAAUGCAUAGCAUCUCUAAACUGCAUGGUAUCUCCUCACUUUUUAAAUAGAGGAAGGUUGGGGCAGCAGUGCAGAAACAUUGGAAUGAUGCUAAGGACUCUUAUCUACUAUUUAGUCUCCUAAAUUCGUUAAGUAUCUGUGAAGGAAACUGUAGCCAAGGCUACAGGGGCAGCUGUGUCAUCAACUAGGGCUUACAAAAAGAUCUGAGCUCUUCCAAAUCCUCAUCAGGUUCCCAGCAUUCUCCUCCCUUGGAAAUGGUCAGGCGUCUUCAUGGCCCUAUCAGUUUUCCAAUUAGGCAUCUAGGGGGAGGACACUGAAAUUGGCAAUCAUCCUCUUUCUAUGCCACAAGUAGUGGGAUGCCUGUCAUGCCACUGGGCAAUAUGGCAGUGACAAGGGCCACAGCCCUGAAUAGUGUGUAUCCUUUAUCAGAGUUACAGGCUAUCAUUCAAGGACUAUAUCCCUCCCCUUCUCACAGGCCAAUCCUCUUUCCUUACCACUUUUCAAGAUUAUCAAAGUCUCUUGCUGUCAAAGAGGGGCAAACAUAGCUGGAAAACCAUUUUGGAAGUUGAAGAUUACUACUCGCCAGGCUUUUAUGAUUCUCUUCCUGUGGAAAAGAACCUGGAAGUUGAAGACCAGUCUGACCUCUUGACAGAAGUUUUAUAUCAAACUGUUUAGGAUUGAAACAUUUUCUAUGCUGUUUUUUAAUAGAACAGACAACUAUAUGGACUGAUAGAUUUGAAGGAUGUGUUUUUCCAGGUACUCACCCAUCAGGACUCUUGGAAAUACCUGCACUUUCCUCUAUGACAAGACUGCCCACCAGUUCUAGGCCCUGUGCUUUGGGCUGUCAUCUGAGAAACAAUUGCCCACAGUUGGAGAUCAGCUUCUCUCUCUCUCUGUUGUGAUUGGGGAAUUGUAAUAAAUGUUCUUCUACCCAAACAACAAAGUAGUUGAGCAUGAUGAUAGACAUGAUGGGGGGGUAAAGGUUCUGACCCCGACACUUGAAUUAUGUAUUUCAUGGAGAAAUCGGUACAGUUCCAGAAACUACCACCUUGAAUUUGGCUGAUCCUUCUAAGUUGUCUGUUGUCAUUAAAGAAACAAGUGCCACAUUGGAAGGAUCCAGCUGUACUUGUUUCACCGUUACCUAAAGGAGCACUAGUUACCUGUCUCUGAUCCUACAAUACUUUCUGUACUCUUAAACUAGUGGUUGUAUAUCUGCUGACCUCUCCCCUGCCCCUUCCUCCAGGCAGAUGUUUCUGUCCACUAAUGCAUUGAAGGGUGGGUGGAGCACACCUGAAGUCUUGUUUGUCUUGGGAGUGUAAGUUUGAGUGGAUUCUCACCUGCAUAUCAUUUUCAAAACAGGCGAGACACAUUGGCUCUGCAAGCAUUUUAAGGUAAGGAUUUUAAGGAAAUUAUUAAAUGCAUCACUAAAUUUAAGCCAUAAAUCCAAGCUCUGGGGCACUUGUAGCCAUCAAGCUUUUAAGACAAAAAAGGAGGUGGAGUGUUGGGAAGCAAAGUGGACAGAUCCAGUGGACAGAUCCAGCAAGAUAGAAGAAAAGAAGUGGGAAUAGAUAUAGAGUGAAAGUUGGGUGCAGCAAUGGGCUGAAGAGAUGCUGCAAACACCUUUUAGUAAUGCCCACUGUGCAUCUAAUGAAAUGCACUGACAGCACUACUCCCCUAUGGAGACCACAUGACUACAAUCGCAUACACAGUCAGCCCCGGUAUUCUUGGGGAAUAUGUACCACAACCCCCGUGAAUAGCUAAUAUCUGCAAAUACUGAAAACCCCUCUAAAAAUGACAAGUGUGUGCUAGGAAGAUGGUAAAACUUUUCUCACUCCCAGAAGAUGAAGUAACAAAGUCCUGAAUCCUCCGUCUGACCCAAGAACGAGGGGGAGGAGGAAAAGAUGAUGGCGGAGGGGAAGGAGCUCUCUUUCUAUGACACUUCUUGCUAGAAAGUACAGAUACCUUUCACAAAAAACAGAGUCCAGCCUAUCAACCACCACUUGAAGGAACAUCUCGGAGGGCUCAGCAAGCGACUGCAAUGACGUCAUAGACGAAAAUGGUAAUGAUAGCACAGCAACAAGCAAUGGAAGAGACGACACCACAGCCGACAUCAUAGGCUGAGAGGAUGCUGGGAGGGAUGCCAUGGCAUGUGGAAUGGCAGCAAGAGUCGAUAGCCUCACUGUUGGCGAGAUAAAAGACGACCCAGUAAAUGUCAUAGUUGUUGAUGUCGUCCCACUAUGUGGCAGCACAAGUCAAAGUAGUGGAGACCUGGAGGAGGAUGGCAAGCAGACAUGAAAUGCAACAAUAAGCCAUCCAAGGAGAUUGAACCCUGUAGGCCUAGGGACACCCAAACAACCGCCAUCUUGUGGGAUUCUGUAUUUAAAACAAAGGAAGAUGAUGAAGUUGCCUCCUCCCUCCUAGGGGGGAGAUUGCCUCCCACGAGAGAAGGGGGCCACGUUAUACACAAAAUCACUCUGUGCAACUCCUCAUACUUCCAAAGACGAAUUAAUGGAAGAAAAGGAAGGAGACAGGGCGUCAGAAGUAGCACAGAACAUUUCUGGGAGAUAAAGAUGCCAAACUGUCCACUUGUGGAGGUGAGAAACCUUCCCAAGAAGGACAAGUAGAUACUCUAGGGUGCUCCCUCUUGUUAUAGAAAACCUUCCACUGCGACACAGGCCAGGAAUGACACUCCGAGCAUGGGUUAGUGAUAGUACCUAAUUAAAUUGGAACAGCGUGGAAUGGGGGUCAGUAGUGGAGGACAGCAAAAUCCUUGAACAUGGAAAUCCUGGAUACAAGCGUUGACGGGGCCUAAAACUCUUGGUGGAAUCCAUGAUAAAGGACAAGCAGGCACAUACACUGAGAGCAAAGCACAAAUAAAUCAUGGGCUAACUAAGAAACUGGCUUGGGAAGGAGAGUGCAAAAAGGAGACUACUCUCCAAGGCGGUCAAAGAAAGACCGACGCGUCAUGAGGGCCCAAGCUCUGUUGGUGACCAGCUUCCACCAUUUUUACGCAUGAGUUGCCAGAUGCCACAGAUUCCUUGCUUUACAAUCUUUGAUUGUUUUAACCAGUUUCCAGCUGGCGCUAUAGAAUUAUGCUAUUGUUAAGACCUCAGGUUUGAUAGAUAUGGAAAAUACAUAUUAAAAAUUUGUCAUUUUGAUAGUUCAAACAAAAAAACCCUCUGAAAAUGCUUAUAUCUGGUAUGAGUAUUCUGAUAGUUUUAUCACAAAAAUUUAGUCACAAAAAUAUGAAAAUACAGUAAUCUGUGAAAAUUUCUCGAAAAAUACAAGAAGGUGAAUUUUCUGUGAAUAAUGUGCACUAUAUAUGUUCCAUAGCAAAAUCCACUAAUAGACAAGUCCAUGAACAAUACGGGUUGACUGUAGCAACAAACAAUGGGAUAGUCUCCCUCUUCAUCUACAGGUUGACAAGGCAAGUUUACAAGUGGGCAGUUCACCAUGCCAUCAAGCUCUCACCUAGGUACAUCAUGAGUCACUGAAAUGUACUGAUAGACCAGCUGAGUUGCAAAAUACAAGAAGGUGAAUUUUCUGUGAAUAAUGUGUACUAUAUAUGUUCCAUAGCAAAAUCCACUAAUAGACAAGUCCAUGAACAGUACGGGUUGACUGUAGCAACAAACAAUGGGAUAGUCUCCCUCUUCAUCGACAGGUUGACAAGGCAAGUGUACAAGUGGGCAGUUCACCAUGCCAUCAAGCUCUCACCUAGGUACAUCAUGAGUCACUGGAAUGUACUGGUAGACCAGCUGAGUUGCAAAAGCCAGGUCAUAGGGAUGGAAUGGUCCCUAACAUCUAACAGCAGAAGACUGUUUGAGGUUAGGGAAACCCUGUGAUCAACCUAUUCACCAUGUGGCUCAACAGGAAGCUCCUGGUGUGUUGCUGACAUUGCUAGACCUCUGUAUUGUGUUGGAAUGUACCUUCUACCAUCCCAAGGACAACCUCACGUGUUUGUCACUCCCAGUCUCAGGAUGACUAGUGGGUCCUUGCUACCCAAAGCUGGAGUAGUAAACCAAUCUAUAAGGUCUUCCCAUUGAAGUGCUGCACAAGCUUAUCUUGUGGCAUACAUUGCCUUAUUAGUCAUCUGUUGGGUGCAAUUUGCAACUGGGGACAAUCUGGCAACUUUUGUGAGAAGCUUUUCUUAUAUCAUUGUGCAGGAAAUGUAAGGUACUGUCAGGGAAUUCACAGCAGAUCUCUUAUCAGGUAAAGUGGCCCAUCUUCUGUUGUUAAGGUUUCCAGUUAGAGCCACUCUUCUGUAGAUUGCAGUUUCAAAGCAACCUUUGCAGAGACAAACAUAUAUUUCUGUGGUAAAGGAUUGCUGCUAAGCCCUUUCCCAGGGUUUGUUGCUAACAGGCUUAGACCACUCUGCCUUGAUUGAGGUUCCCAUGCUCUCUGAUAAACUUUGAAAAAUCUCCUACAUUGCAAACUCGGGCCUCUGAAGUGGGAUGCGACUUGUAGUACUCCAUAGUCUCACCGAGACACCAUGGGAUUCUUUGAGGUCUGGGGUCAAGGUCAUCACACUCAAGACUAUCUUUCUUACCUAAUGCAGUACUUGGAGGGAUGGGGACCCUUCUUAGUCUUGUUUGUUCUUAAAUUUAGGGCAAACACUGAGAAACCCAUCAGUCCUGAUAAGAGAUUAAACACAUUUAGAUUACCUCCUUUCAAAACUUUGUACUUGUGGUGCUGGGGUGUUCAGUGCAAAUUUAGUGGUACUCUAUGUGCAUAAGCUAACCAAACAUCUGGGGGUAUAUCCACAGUCUUGUGCUGGGAUGGUACAACUAAGCUGCUGCUAAGGCUAAGGAAUACCUUUCUCCUCAGAUGAAGUGGAAGUAUCUCUGGUGCGGUAUAGAACGUGAAUGAAAACAAACUAUAUUUCCACAGAUACUAGAGACACCCUUGUAGAUAGAUUGCUUUAAACUCUUCUGCUUCCAUACUGAAGAAUUUAGCUACUGCAGGAACUUGUUCAGCAGGCUACAGUCAGUGAUCAAUUGAAUGAAUGCUACACCAUCAGCCUAGAACUGCAGUUCUGGAUGAUGAUUGAUGUCCCUUUGUCUGUCAAAAGGGGAAACACUAUUCUUUUAAUGCAGGUUUUCCAUCUAGGGGUCACAAGAUCAUUCUUGAGCGAGGGUUUUAGUAUCAUUUAUUUAAGCAGCCAUUUCCAACUAAGUUCAAUCGGCUGCCUUGAGCGAGGGUGUUGUAACCAUAUAUUAUAAAACAAGGUAAAACAAACUUUUGAAUGAAAACUUUAUUGGUUGAGCGAGGAUGUUGUAACCAACAAAUAAAUUUUCGUUCAAAAGUUUGUUUUACUUUAUUUUUUAAUAUAUUUGACUGGCCAUUGGUUGAAUUAGUUCCAUUAUAUAUGCUGACAUUCAAUAUUUAAUCAUGCGGCUACCAUAAUUUCACCGCUGUUACACGAAGCAACACUGAUCAUCAGGCCAUGGCAGUAUAAUUUUACUUAUUUAAUAGAAAUAGUUAUAAUAAUGUAUUUUUAAUGGAAGUAGCAAAUAUAUUACAGUGAACUGCUAUUUUUGUACUAGGAUAUUAUGUACAUAUGAUUAGGGUUACCAUACAUCCCGGUUUGGCCCGGACUAGUCCCAGAUUUUAGGCCUUGUCCUGGGCAUCCCGGUCAGUCAGAAAAAUGUCCCAGAAUGUUCAGGACAAGCAGUCAGUCACCCAACAAUGUUCCAAUGUUCCGUGGGAAUGUGUGCAUACAGCAAAUUAACAGUGAAAUAUUGUUUGCAUAUAGACUUUGGACCUAUCAGAGCAGAAAUGCCUAACAGAUUUGGAAGCAGAAGUGAAUAGCAAAAAAAUUGUUUUCAUAUAAACUUGUGACCUGUCAGAGGAAAAAAUGUCUUAACAAAUGGAAGGAGGAAUAAAUAAAAACGUGUAAAUAGGUUUGGGACCCAUCAUUGAUUCCUGUUGUAUUGUCUUUGGUUGAUGAAAAUAUGGUAACCCUACAUAUUAUUGAAUAAAAAAUUUUAAAGAGCCAUCAAUAACAUUGAGUUACUGAAGGGGUCGCAGUAUGAAAAGGGGUUGAAAACACUGCUUUAAACAGAUAAAUCCCCCUAUAACCAGUCUUGUCAUAUGAUGAUGACAGUGUAACCAAAUAUAAAAUUGGAGCGUCUUGACAUUGCCUAUAGUCAGUUCAAGCCAGUCUAGCACUGCCUGACUGAUAUAUUAUUACUAGGAUGAAAGAAAGUGAAUUGUACAGCUUGCUCAUUAGAUUUUAUUUCGCUGAUUUCUUAAAACUAAAAGUGCCAUUAUUGCUCAUAGAAGAAAUAAGAAAAAAAGAAAAUACCAUGGACAAACUCAAAUAUGCACUGCUGGGUGGUCAAUCAUACCUAUAUCAAUGUGAUUUUUGGUGUAGCUUAUACGCAACUAGUUUCUUGAUUUGAGGCUUCGUAUUGGUCAGAGAUACCUUCAUAUCAUGGAGUAACCUAAUUUGAAGGUGGUUCUGGGUAGCAGUUUAGAUUUGGAGUAUGGUGGAGAAUUCCUUGUCACAGAGGAAGGUAGAUAGAAAUGGGAUGACCAUUUCCAAUACUGUUCUUGUUAAUCCAAGGUAAGCUACCAACUGAUCACACCAGAAAUCUGACAGUCGUAGUGUGCAGAAUUUUGUCUGACAACCCUGGUUCACCUACAGAUCAAUUAGCUACUCAUUUAUGCUGUCAUUAUCAUCCAUAUCUGCCAAAAAGGGCUGUUGUAUCCAUUCUGGAAAUGUAUGAGUCAUGGGAAAGUAUUGUGCCUAGUGAUCUCUAGGAGCUAGAGGUGAGCAACAAUAUUUUCUACAAGCACUGGCUUGAUUGGCUUGUCUUCCAGUUUGUAAACCAAGAAAGGAAAGUUCCUCACAUAUCCUCCAAGGAUUCGAUGCUUUCACAGUGACAGUUUCUUCCUGAAGGCUUCUACCUUCUGUGUACAAUCAAUACUAUUAGCAAACAUGCCUUACAUGGACAAGUUCAGGUCAUUCAGAUAACUGAAAAUGUCCUCCAGGUUGGAAAAUGAUGAUGAAAAUUUUCUCCUCAAAAUUUUCCGUGAAAUAUCACUGAUAGUCUCGGGGAAAUAUUGCAAUCUCAUCAGUGAGCUCUGCAAUACUACCAUGUAUGUGCCUCUAAGCAACCCCUAUAAUUGAUUUCAGCACCCCAGGUUGGGAAAGACUUAUCCAGCAGUUCCCCCAUCUAUUGGUAAGGAUGGCUUUAUUUGCUGUUGUGGAGAGAGCCCAAAAGUUCUGGUGCUAAAGUUAGAAGAUUCUUCUGGCUCAUUCUCUGUUACUAACACUUCUUGUUGGGUUGAAGUCACUGAAAGAUGAACAAUUUGCAGACCAGGUCUACACUUUUGUAAAGGAAAUUUCAUCCUGCACCACUGAGCUACUGGCUUAAAUGAUGCAGGAAACUCAGCCAAGCACACACAGUUCCAGGACUGAUUGACAAAAACUUUCUUUGGGUGACUGAAGGAGCACGUGACAAGGGUAUCACAACUGUAAUUAAAUGACUUCCCAGGUAAUGAGCAACAAAGUAGAAGAGGAGCAUAAAAAGGUCUUGUUUUUACUAAGCAUAAAAAAAAAAAAAAAAAAAAAAAGUCUUGUUUUUACUAAGCAUAAAAAGGUCUUGUUUUUACUAAAGUAUGGGCUCUCCCUUCGAUUAUGAUGCAACUGUUUUUCUUUCGAACAAAGAGACAGUUUAUGAUUAUCAAAGAUUCCCAACAAAAGAUCAAUGAUUAUGACAACAGCCACAAUCCCUGGAAAAAUUUUUCUUGCAAUACUUUGUCUCUGGAGGGCCUGCAUCUCUGUCUACACUACCACACCAUGUAGGAACCCUCUAAAGGACUGUCAAAAAUUUCCAGAGCUGAAGUAAAGGAUGUGUUUCAGUCUGUGAUGAUGCAGCAGCAAAACCAAUUGUAACAGCAACUGGAAGAGGUUGUCCAACCAAACAUUCGGUCACAACAGGUGCAGCAGCAGUGGGAGGAAUGGCAUUACGUAUCUGAAAAAACAAACAGCCUUGCUGUAGCACCAGUCUAGAGCGGGUCUAGGACAACUGGCCAGUCGGCCGUGGUCCAGCUGGCCGUGGCUGACUGGCCGCAGCUCAAGUGGCCGCUGGGGACGACUGGCCGCAGCGGUAAGAGAGAGAGAGAGAGAGAGAGAGAGAGAGAGAGAGAGAGAGAGAGAGAGAGAGAUUUUUAUUAUCUUUUGAAGGAAGCUAGUGCUUAUUUAUUUUUUUGUUGCUGUUGAAAAUACCCUUUUGAUUUUUGUUAUUGUUGUUAUUGGUUAUAAACUCUUUCGAAGAAAACUGGUAUUUAUUGUUAUUAAUGGUUGUAAACUAUUUUAAUUUUUUUUAAAUGAGAGCUUGAUACUUUGCCAAUUGGACUGUUUCCUUUUUUAAAUACAUUGUUGAACUUUGUAAUUAUUGUUAAUGGUUGUACACUAUUUAUUUCAUGUAUGCAUAUCAUUUUUGAAAAGAGGUUUUCUCUAAGAAAAGAAUAAUACUUAAAAGGUAAAUUUUGUUAAACAGCUGAAUUACAUGUUACAUAAAAGCUGAAUUACUGGAAUAAAAAAUUUAAGAAAAUAAAAGAUAAUUAAAGAUAAAAAAAGUUAAAUUUCACUAAAAAGCUGAAUUAUUGAAUAAAAAUAUCAAGAAAAUAAAAGAUAAUUAAAGGUAAAAAAAGUUAAAUUUCAUUAAAAAGUUGAAUUAUUGGAAUAUAAAAACUGCUUAAAAUAGCUGCUACAAAACUAUAUAUCUUAAGAGAAGUUAUGAGCAAUUCCUCUCAGAUACUCUAAAAUAUUUCUGUUCUCAAACUGUAGCACUACUGAUUUUAUACGAGCAUCAGCUUCUCGGAAUUUCUUGAAUUUUAUGGGCGGUGUUUGACCAGCAAUCAACUGUUCGUAAUAAAGACCUCGUCCUCGCUGCACCCUUUUCAAACUAUCGAUAAACUUCCAUAUUGUUGGAUGUUGCAUCCCUAGUUCAUUUUGCAACCUACGAUGAGCAGCUUCGGCAUGAUUGUUGGUUCUAUCCUCAUCAUUUAUACAUCGUUCGUAAACAUUCCAAAUGUGUAACGGAAAAAGGGGAGAACGUCUGCCAUUGCCCCUUCUGUUCAUUCUUCCAACAUAAUUGUCUUCCAGCCAAUCUAGAAGUUCUAGAAAUUUCUGUGGAAGGUCAUCUGCUAAUUCCAUUGUAGUUGCUGUAAUACGAUCGGGUGGUACAAAUGCUAAGGCAAUUGUCAUUUUAGCACGCAGAGCAAAACUGGCAUCAGUAUUGUAUUGUUGAGAUAAUCCCAAAGAUGGUAAUUUUUUAUAGACAUUCUGCGCAAAGUGGAAAAAACAGCCCCUAAUAUUAGUAGAUGGGAAACAUUAUUGAAGACUUUUGAAAUGCCCUAUUUCAUAAUCACUGUAUAUUACUUCUGGCUGUAGACUUGGUUGAAUUUCUAAAAGCAUAGAAAACAAUUUAUCUUAAGUUGUACGUAGUUUAUUUGGAAGUAGCGCGUAGAUAAACGGAUGCAUACCACCGUGCAUCUCACCAUGAAUCACAUACACUUGACAAAAAAGCGGUGGAGUGAUUUUGAACGUCCCAUCAACAAAAACAUUCUAUACUUCCUUAAGUAAAUGUGUCUUGCUUUCCUUUCCAAAUAUAGUG
Messenger RNA from Macrobrachium nipponense, 12386 nucleotides. RefSeq names its product dipeptidase 1-like. Gene Ontology annotation, molecular function: metallodipeptidase activity. Bases 621 to 1994 code for a protein of 457 amino acids. The record is from RefSeq and is a predicted model, not a curated record. The transcript has 12 exons. Gene Ontology annotation, biological process: proteolysis. Lineage: Eukaryota; Metazoa; Arthropoda; Malacostraca; Decapoda; Palaemonidae.